AUGUUGUUGGUGUCGGCGUUCAUUUGGGUCAGGUGUGCUGGACUCGACUCGACUGACUUGUGUAAGGUGUUGCGAAAGGGUCUUGGAGCCCAGGCCCUCAUGUCGUCCUGUGUUGUGUUGUCUGCAGAUCAUUGGGACAGGGAGGCCCAGAUGGACAUUCUCAUCGUACGGCACGGAGGUCAUCCCAUUUGGUAUUGGGUGUUUGAGAUUAGUCACCAACGUGCCGCUUUGCAAUCACAUGCCGUCGAGCAACUGGUAGAGAAGAAAGCCUCAGGUAGGUAG
Molecule: messenger RNA, 282 nt
Organism: Seminavis robusta
Lineage: Eukaryota; Bacillariophyta; Bacillariophyceae; Naviculales; Naviculaceae
Source: the annotation of a GenBank genome assembly